CUAAAAAUGAAAUGACAUCUCUCUCGCAUAUUUUACUCAAGAAUUUAAAAUUGUAAUAAUUAAGAAGAUAUUCAAUCAUCCAAAAGCAUCAAUUGCUCAAUUUCAUCAGCAAUAAUGAUUCAUUUCGUGAUUCUUGUUAGCCGACAAGGAAAAGUGAGGCUGACCAAAUGGUUUUCAACCUAUCCCCAGAAGGAACGAUCUAAGGUAAUGCGGGAACUGAGUGGCAUAAUACUGAAUCGGGGUCCCAAGUUGUGCAACUUUGUGGAGUGGAGGGGAUUCAAAGUUGUUUACAAAAGAUAUGCGAGCCUCUAUUUCUGCAUGUGUGUUGAUGAGGAUGACAACGAAUUGGAAAUUCUUGAAAUAAUUCACCAUUACGUUGAGAUACUCGAUCGCUAUUUCGGCAGCGUUUGUGAAUUGGACUUGAUUUUUAACUUCCACAAGGCCUACUUUAUAUUGGAUGAGCUUCUACUUGCAGGGGAGCUUCAAGAGUCGAGCAAGAGAACAGUCGGACGCAUGAUAGCUACACAUGUAUGCUAUUUAUUAUGGAGGAGGAUCGAUUUGUGGAGGCUGCUAAAGAGGAGGCCAGUUCCAUAGGCACUUUGAUCGCACAAGUUCGCAUGUAGGAGGGAUUCAUGAAAUGGUCAAAAUGGAACUAAUAUUGACACUUUAAGAAUUUAAUUGUGCUUUUCAGACUUUCUAUAUUUAAAAAAAAAAUCUUAUAAAGAAUGCACAAUUAGAUUUUCGAAGCAGCAACAACAAUUUCCAAUAUAUAUAUUAUACAUUAAUUGGAUAUUCAGAAGUACUCUUACCUUACAUAAUAUUCCUUUG
This is a messenger RNA of Malus domestica (apple), 828 nucleotides long. RefSeq names its product AP-1 complex subunit sigma-1-like. The record is from RefSeq and is a predicted model, not a curated record. Gene Ontology annotation, biological process: vesicle-mediated transport; intracellular protein transport. Gene Ontology annotation, cellular component: intracellular membrane-bounded organelle; membrane coat; AP-1 adaptor complex. NCBI's taxonomy places the organism in Eukaryota, Viridiplantae, Streptophyta, Magnoliopsida, Rosales, Rosaceae. Gene Ontology annotation, molecular function: clathrin-cargo adaptor activity.